UCCGGGACUGUGAGUGUGCCCUCCGGUGUCUUGAGUUUUUGUGUUUUCUUUUUUAAGUCAGUUUGUGUUUUAACCUUACGUCGCAACGUGUUGAAAUAUAAUUUCGCACUUAGUGCCAUAGUUGUUUAUUAACUUACAACAUUUGAAACGGCUUGAAAUCUGUUUGAAUCUACCUGGAAUAGGCGGACGGACCACCAAGAUGGAUAUUAGCUAACGUUAGCCUAGCCGAUAGCUGAUUUGCCAGCCAAUGAUCACAGGUCAAGUAGCUAACCGGGCUAAUUUAUUUAGCCACUUCAAACUGGAUUAUAACGUUAUCGUGAACAUAUCAAACAAAUUUUUUUUUGCGGACUUCUUCCAAACUCGUUGUCAUUUUUGUUGAGGAUCCAACUUCCCUUUCGGAAGGCCAACUACCUACCUGUAACCCAGGAAGGAGAGACCGAGAGAGAAAGAAAGUGUUGUCAUUGUCUGGUUGAGCUGUCCCAGUAUGUUGUCCAACGCUGGGAUCCAGCCUCUGUUCCCCCCGACCCAGGGCCCAGCUAACCCGGCGGGCCAACCUAACCAGCCCCCGCCGGGUCACCUCCUCCAGUUCCAUGUGAAACCGACCCUACAGAUCAAGAAGAACGCAAUAACGGACGAUUACAAAGUGACCAGUCAGGUACUGGGCCUCGGCAUCAAUGGAAGGGUGCUGGAGAUCUUCCACAAGAAAAGCGGAGACAAAUACGCCCUGAAGAUACUGCAGGACUGUGCGAAGGCUCGAAGGGAGGUGGAUCUUCACGGUAGGGCGUCGUCCUGUUCCACUAUCGUACGCAUCAUCGACGUCUAUGAAAACCUCCACCAGGGCAGGAAGUGUCUGCUCAUAGUCAUGGAGUGCAUGGAUGGGGGAGAGCUGUUCAGCCGUAUCCAGGACAGAGGAGACCAGGCCUUCACAGAGAGAGAGGCCUCUGACAUCAUGAAGAGUAUAGGAGAAGCCAUUCAGUUUCUUCAUGCCAUCAACAUCGCUCACAGAGAUGUCAAGCCAGAGAACCUACUGUAUUUAUCGAAGAGGCCUAAUGCGCUGCUGAAACUGACAGACUUUGGUUUUGCUAAAGAGACCACCACACACAACUCACUGGCCACCCCCUGCUAUACACCAUACUACGUCGCUCCAGAGGUGUUGGGACCAGAGAAGUAUGAUAAGUCAUGUGACAUGUGGUCGCUAGGUGUCAUCAUGUACAUCCUGUUGUGUGGUUAUCCACCAUUCUAUUCUAACCAUGGUCUGGCCAUCUCUCCUGGGAUGAAGAAGAGAAUCCGUAUGGGGCAGUAUGAGUUUCCUAACCCAGAGUGGUCCGACGUAUCAGAGGAGGCCAAGCAGCUGAUCAGGACCCUGCUGAAGACAGACCCCACACAGAGGAUGACCAUCACAGAGUUCAUGAACCAUCCAUGGAUCAACCAGUCAAUGGAGGUUCCCCAGACUCCUCUCCACACCAGUCGAGUUCUGAAGGAGGAGAAAGAUGCCUGGGAGGACGUCAAGGAGGAGAUGACCAGCGCCUUAGCGUCCAUGAGAGUGGACUAUGAGCAAGUCAAAAUCAAGACCAUGGAGGAUUCCUCCAAUCCCCUUCUGAUGAGGAGGAAGAAGACCCAUCCCUCAGCCAAUCACGCAGUCCCAGACACACAGACACCCGCUCUAUGAGACGUACACACUCAUACACACGUUGUAAAACGGAAGCAAUAAGGGUUAUCGACUCACUGGGGAAUGCAUGGAUUUUCUUAAAGCAUAGAAGUUUAUUUUUCAUGACAAGAUGUAAUGUUUUUAGAAGCAUUUAUUUUGAUUAAUCUAUGUUUUUACCUAAUCAACCACUCUGCUAUGAUCACCUUUUAAACCAGCCAAGAGAUUAUGAUAAGAGGAG
This is a messenger RNA of Coregonus clupeaformis (lake whitefish), 1886 nucleotides long. It is a transcript of the gene mapkapk2a, whose product is annotated as MAPK activated protein kinase 2a. The record is from RefSeq and is a predicted model, not a curated record. Gene Ontology annotation, molecular function: calmodulin binding; mitogen-activated protein kinase binding; calcium/calmodulin-dependent protein kinase activity. Gene Ontology annotation, cellular component: nucleus; cytoplasm. The transcript has 10 exons. Bases 485 to 1669 code for a protein of 394 amino acids. NCBI's taxonomy places the organism in Eukaryota, Metazoa, Chordata, Actinopteri, Salmoniformes, Salmonidae. Gene Ontology annotation, biological process: vascular endothelial growth factor receptor signaling pathway; protein autophosphorylation; toll-like receptor signaling pathway.